Cryptotermes secundus is the source of this 2136-nucleotide messenger RNA. RefSeq lists its product as uncharacterized. The coding region runs from base 138 to 1760 and encodes 540 amino acids. The record is from RefSeq and is a predicted model, not a curated record. The transcript is spliced from 14 exons. Lineage: Eukaryota; Metazoa; Arthropoda; Insecta; Blattodea; Kalotermitidae.
AUACGUGCCGGGGCGGUGAGGCUCUGGGACUCCAGUCGGCAUCCUGACCUGGAAGCUGCAAGCUGAGCUGCACGAGCCGCGGCACUUGGGCGACUGUCAGCUUCACAAAUUGCUACGCAAGCGUGGGCGGCAACAGCAUGGCGCGACUUACUCCACUAGCAACAUCCGUGCUGCUCCUGGCAACUGUGUCACUUGUUGCGGCAGCUUCGCAACAAAUACCACCCUACGUCAAACAAUGCCGGGAAGGAGACCCCAAGAUCGUGGACUGCAUCACUGGAGCCCUUCACCACCUCCGCCCCUACCUCUCGAAAGGUAUCCCAGAGAUCGAGAUGCCCUCUGUGGAGCCCUUCAGAAUGGACGAAUUGUCCCUCUCACUGACCACAGGGCCCAACGGCUAUAAGGUGACCCUCAGAGACCUGGACAUCUACGGAGCCAGCAACUUCACAGUGUCCGACCUCAAGUUGAGCCACGGCACUGCGCCGUUUGAGGCGCACAUCAAGAUCCCAGAGCUGAAGAUCAACGCGCGUUACACGAGCAGCGGCGUGCUCAUCAUCCUGCCGGCCAGCGGCCAGGGCACCUUCCACUCCACGCUCGGCGACAUCAUCGCCACAGUUCAGGGCACGAUCAGCUCGCAUCAGAGGCAGGGUCGCGACUACCUCCACGUCGACACACUCAACGUCGACCUGGACAUCAAGACAGUGCGGAUGCUCGUCAAGAAGGUCUUCAACAACAACAGGAUACUCACGGAGGCGACGAACCUGUUUCUGAGGGAGAACGGGCACGAGGUGCUGAAGGCGAUGAUGCCGCAGCUGCGGCUGAAGCUGUCCGAAGUGUUCAAGGGGAUCGCCAACCAGCUGCUCACUCACGUCCCUACAGACACGCUUCUCCUGCCCGCGAACCUGCGCGCCCGGAGUGUGGAGGCUUCAUCCAGCAAGAGCAGGACACCGAGACAGUGUGAAGUUGUCUGCAGCCGUCAGCACGAGAUGGUAUCUUCAGGUGUCUUCCCCGCGGUCGGCGCUGUGCUCUUUUGUUUGACGCUGUGUUCCCUGCCUGCUGAGAGGACGGCGCAGAGGUACCAAGUCCCGUACUUCAUCCACCCGUGCCACAAGAGUGACCCCCAUGUCAACCAGUGCCUGACCGAGGCGUCCAAUCACCUCACCAGCUGCUUCAGAAGAGGAAUACGAGAGCUGGACGUGACGCAGACAGAACCCAUCGUCAUUGACGAGAUUUCCAUCGCCCUGGGCAGCGGACCGAAUGGGUACCGGGCCACGUUCAACGACAUCGAGGCGUACGGCGUCAGCAACAUGAGCGUCGUGGGCGUAAGAACGGACCUGGAUUCGCUUCAGUUCCAGCUGAGUUUCUUCAUCCCCAAGAUAUCUGCGCGUGCGCACUACAAGAGCUCUGGGGUGCUCAUCAUGGUUCAGGCGUCGGGCGGCGGGGACUACUGGGGACAGUACGACGGCGUGAAGGCCAAGGUGUACUUUAGGGCGCGAGCCCAUCACGUCAAAGGGCGAACCUUCUUGCAGGUGGAAGACAUGAAAAUGGAUUUCAGCGUCAAAGAGAUCAAGAUGGGAAUCGAGAACCUGCACAACGGCAACGCUGUACUACAAGCCGCUCUGAACCUGUUCAUCAAUACGAACGCACAGGAACUGCUGCAGGAAAUGAAGCCGGACAUCAAGAAGAAGAUGGUAAUGAAGACGACCACCUUCAUGAACAGACUGUUCGCUAAGAUUCCGUACGACAUGUGGAUGCUGGAGUGACGCGGCUGUGCUGAGGGGCGCCCCUUGCAAGUGGAACAAAUGCCGAAACGUCUGCAGCCGAGUUACGAAUGAGGGCUCAUUAUGGAGCCAUCUAGUGAGGAGUGUUACAUUAACUGUAGAACACGUGGAGGGCGUGUGCCAUGAGAUUCAGCAGACACGGAUGUGCCCAAAGACUGGACAAGAAGCGGAUAAUAUUCAACAUGUUAGGAGCUUACGCAGACGAGGUUCGAAGUAGUGUCAUGUCCACUUCAGUACAAUGCACUGUGCGGUAUGUUACAGACCAGUUCUGGGGCACAUGUAUAAUAGAGAAACUUAUUUUGCUUGCAAUUGUAAAACUGUCAACGAAUCAUAAAACUGAAAUUACACAUGUCUGAAA